AUGUACAGGCACGCCUCGGCGCCGCGAGAGCAGCCGGUCGACGUCGGCACCAAGCGCGCGGCCGCCGGGCGCCUCCGAACCGACAGGGGCGCCGCGGCAGGCGGCGACCGCGAAGUCAAGUGCUCAACAAGUGCUGGAGCUCCAGCGAUGGUGGUCGAGAACGCACCAAAGGCCAACGUCAAAGCGCGCAUGCAGGCGCUGCAGGGCGCCGGCGACGUCAAGGAUCAGCCUCCGGCCGGCGAAGAGGUUGUCACGGGCUGGCUCAAGAAGGCGGGAACCGGUGUCCUGGCAUCCCGCGAGUACAAUCGCUACUGCGUGCUGUACGCCGGCAAGCCCAUGCAUGGGUUUGCACCCACUCUGCUCUACUUUGAGGACGAGGCGCGCUCCAAGCCCAAGGGACAGACAUUGCUGGCUGACGGCACCGCAGUCGAGCAGUCGGGCCUCACUGUGCGGCUCUCUCAGGCGGGCAACAAGGUGCUCGUAAAGCUGACCGCCACGACGACAGGCGAUGCGGACCACUGGCGCUCGAGCCUGAAUGGGGUGCUGGGCCUCGAGACCGACACGACGCCCAGCCGCGUCGAAAAGGUGGCCACGCCGCCACCUGCCAAGCUACCUGCCGCCGUACCGCCGCCGGCCAAGCCGCAAGCCAAGCCGGCCCGAGCCGACCGGCUCUCAGUCGAGAAGGCGAUGGAGACGGCGCGGCUCGAGGCGGAGCGACGCAUCUCGCAGGCGAGUGAGGCUGCCGAGGCGGAGGCGAGCGAGCUGCUCGCAUCCG
Emiliania huxleyi CCMP1516 is the source of this 775-nucleotide messenger RNA. RefSeq lists its product as hypothetical. The annotation marks the transcript as partial. NCBI's taxonomy places the organism in Eukaryota, Haptophyta, Isochrysidales, Noelaerhabdaceae. The record is from RefSeq and is a predicted model, not a curated record. The transcript is spliced from 2 exons.